UUGUUUUUAAUUUACGAGGUAUGUAUGUCGACCACACACUGCUGAGGUCUCGUUAAUGCGAUCUGAUCUUAACCCAAGAGACAAAAAUGGCGUGUACAAGAUAAGAACAAUCCAACGGUAUUUUGUUGUUACAAGACUAUGGCUGUCAAAUUAAGUUCGAGAAAUGUAAUCACAACUUAAUAGUUGUUCAUUUUAUUUUGAAUGAGAUGUUAUUUAUAGUCGAUGAUAGUCUGUUAUCGGAACUCCAUGUUUGUAUUGUAACCAUUAGGUCCUCGACUUCCUUAAAUAAACGACUAGCAACAUUUUAUCUGGUUAUUUAACUAGGGUCAAGUUUUAUAGAUCACUGCAUGCUGAUUGAAUCCAUUAGAUGCCUGCGACGAAGUGGAGGCGAAAGCUGAAACAAUCUGUCAGUGACUUUUCAUUUAAGAAAAGGAAAUGAACCCGGCUGAACAAACCGGCAGUAAUUCGCUGGUGUGAGGUUGCAAAUCAUUAGUUGCGUUAAGUAGUCAGAGUUAUUUCUUUUGGCCGCAGUUACUAGAUUUGUGACGUGAAAGCUAUCCUGCACAUUACAAGUCGACAACCAUGGAAUUCCUUAAGAUCUCCAACAUAGUUUCAUAUCUAAUAACCAUUGAACUCUGUUCAGUGAUAUCUGAUGGUGAUAAGGUUAAAGUGACCACAACAUAUGGAAAGAUUCAAGGAAAUGUUCACCAUUUCGAAGACAUCAACAGAACCAUCAAAGCCGUGGACAAGUUUCUCGGGAUUCCUUACGCCGCACCGCCGGUCGGUGACUUAAGGUUUAAACCUCCUCAGCAACCACAGCCUUGGAAACCCGCCAUUUACAACGCCUCCUCCUUCCGGAAUGUCUGCAUUCAAGAUCCUGAAUACAAUGACUUCUUCUGGCCAAACCUGACGAUUCCUCAGAGUGAAGACUGCUUGUAUCUAAAUGUGUACUCGCCUCAUCGGGACCCGGACUCAGAAGAACUCUACCCCGUCAUGGUGUACAUUCAUGGCGGUGGAUACGAUGCCGGGUCCCCCGCUGUAAGCCCGGGGGAUGUAAUCCCCUUAUGGGGUAUUGUGCUGGUGACAAUACAAUACCGUCUAGGCCCAUUUGGCUUCAUAACGUCCGGUGACUGUGAGGCCCCUGGAAAUUAUGGGAUGCUGGACCAAAUCGAGGCUUUGGAGUGGGUCCAACACAACAUAAAGUUCUUUGGAGGCAACCAUUCGGCGGUUACCAUAUUUGGGGAGAGCGCAGGCGGGUCCAGUGUGGGUCUUCUUGUCUUGUCCCCACUCUCCAAGGCACUGUUUCACCGUGCCAUUUCAAUCAGUGGAGUGGACCUCUCUCCAUUUGCCAUUGGAUCGUCGGAGGAAGUGACUAAACAGAGCAAAAAAGUUGCCAAACAGGUCGGCUGUUCCGUGAAAGAAAGCCGUAAAAUGAUCGAGUGUCUACGUUCCGUUGAUGCUUUUAAGUUCCCAGUGAAGGAGGUAAACGUCUGGCGGCCCAUUGUUGAUAACAAUUUUCUUCCGGACACUCCGAGGAACCUGAGGAAAGCUGGAAGAUUUCAUUACGUUCCAUAUAUGGCCGGUUUUACAAGCCGUGAAGGAUCCUACUUUUUUCCUCAACUCCUCGACGAUGUGACGUCUGAAAAUUUCCGUUCUUACACUGAAACAGUGUUUUACAACAUUGGUAACAAAUACGGACAAAUGUUAGAAGAAAAUCUUCCGAAGGCCCUCCUCGAUGCGAUAACAUUAUUGUACACGCCUUGGUCGGACCGAGAGGAUGACAUCAAGACAAAAGUUGGAUUAGCAGAUGCCGUGGGAGAUUUCACCAUGACAGCUCCAACUCACACAGACUUGAUCCUUCACAGCAAACAUGCUCCUGUGUUCAUGUACGAGUUUGCCCAUCGAUCGAACCUCAACCCAAGGCCCCUGUGGAAAGGCGUGGCUCAUAAGGACGACACACCGUACGAGUUUGGUUUUCCUUUGAUGAACCUGACUGUUCUGCAACAGUACAACGAUGCUGACCGAAACGUAAGCGAUAUGUUGAUCACUCUGUUCACAAACUUUGCGAAAUAUGGAAAUCCUACACCUCAGCCCGUGCUCGGUGUCACGUGGGAACGAUUCAACUCGAACAAACUGAGUGCUUGCACGAACAACGGCGAAAAAGCGAGAAAUGACGUCAUCAUUAUCCAUGGAAAAUACGCCUCUCCGGUCCCGGAUGUAGUUUCGGAUGAAUUUUACGAGUGGUGA
Messenger RNA from Orbicella faveolata, 2247 nucleotides. Its product is annotated as fatty acyl-CoA hydrolase precursor, medium chain-like. Lineage: Eukaryota; Metazoa; Cnidaria; Anthozoa; Scleractinia; Merulinidae. The record is from RefSeq and is a predicted model, not a curated record.